This is a messenger RNA of Aspergillus terreus NIH2624, 429 nucleotides long. RefSeq lists its product as uncharacterized. NCBI's taxonomy places the organism in Eukaryota, Fungi, Ascomycota, Eurotiomycetes, Eurotiales, Aspergillaceae. Bases 1 to 429 code for a protein of 142 amino acids. The transcript has a single exon. The record is from RefSeq and is a predicted model, not a curated record.
AUGAGUCCUACUCGCGAAGAUCUGGUCGCCACUGCAAAACUCUUCAUCGCAAAGUACAAUGAAUUCACCCCAGAAUCAAUAAUAUCAGUGCGCACCCCAAAUUCAGUCUCCCACCGCCUCUUCCCCACCAGGAAUGCCACGAGAAACAUCGGUGAAAGCAUGGAAGCCUGUGCCAACGCCAAGGAGGUCUUCAAGAGUUUAACCGUGUCAGUCAUUGACGACAACGACACCAUAGUGGAUGAGAGAACACGCAAGGUCGUCUUCUAUCUGGCUAGCAGAGGCGACACCAUUGUUGGCGAGUGGAAGUCCGAGUGUAUUUUCAUUUUCCAAAUGAGCGAGGACGGGAAGCUGGUGGACAGAAUAUGGGCGGGAUUUGACACGGCAUAUAUGGACGAGUUCGAGUCACGUCUCGAUGGGAUCACUUUUUGA